This is a messenger RNA of Rodentolepis nana, 525 nucleotides long. NCBI's taxonomy places the organism in Eukaryota, Metazoa, Platyhelminthes, Cestoda, Cyclophyllidea, Hymenolepididae. The record is from the annotation of a GenBank genome assembly.
AUGGCCCAAGGAUAUUCACGCGAACGUCUUCUCGAUAUCUUCCACAAAAUCGAUGUAGAUAGGAGUGGAAGCAUUUCCGCUUCUGAACUUCAAAGAGCUCUUUCCAACGGUACAUGGGAACCUUUCAAUAUUAUGACCGUACAGGCUAUGAUCGACCUUUUUAGUCCUAGUUACGCGUCGGAAAUCAAUUUUGAUGGAUUUGUUAGGCUUUGGAAAUUCGUUGAAAAUUGGCAGAACUAUUUCCACGCUGUAGACACAGAUAAGUCGGGGUGUAUCGACCAGGUGGAACUUCAAACGGCUAUCGGCAAUGCGGGCUAUCGUCUCAGUCCCGCAAUGUACUGUUUAAUGAUGAACCGAUUUGAUCGCAAGAAGAAAGGUGUCAUCUAUUUUGAUGAUUUUAUUCACAUGUGCAUAGUACUUCAGAAAUUGACAGAUCAAUUCCGUGACGCAGACCAAGAUCGUGAUGGGUAUAUUCGGAUCGGUUUUGAAGAAUUUUUGGUCCGCGUUUUCACAGCUUUCACUUAA